This is a messenger RNA of Schistocerca cancellata (South American locust), 2427 nucleotides long. It is a transcript of the gene fbl, whose product is annotated as pantothenate kinase 3. Gene Ontology annotation, molecular function: pantothenate kinase activity; ATP binding. The record is from RefSeq and is a predicted model, not a curated record. NCBI's taxonomy places the organism in Eukaryota, Metazoa, Arthropoda, Insecta, Orthoptera, Acrididae. The transcript is spliced from 10 exons. The coding region runs from base 224 to 1435 and encodes 403 amino acids. Gene Ontology annotation, biological process: coenzyme A biosynthetic process. Gene Ontology annotation, cellular component: nucleus; cytosol.
UUUGACUUCGCUAUUGUGUCGCAAAGGGGCAUUAAUGGCGAGCGCCUGAUGGGUUGGAGGGAGAAUGACAAAAGAGCAAUGGCGUGUGUCGUAAUCUUGUCUUCAGAUAGUUUGUUUAUGUGCUGUAUCACAGAGAUGAAAGGCGAUAAAAUAGACACACCUGUAAUCCAGACAGAGUUCUUUCCCAGUGUUGUGUCCUUAAUCAAAAAAAUCUGCUGGUUACAUGGGACCACACAGCUGUAAGAACUGCCUGCGUGGCCGUAUUAUGGCUGAUACAAACAAAAGCAAAUUUGUAGAAAAUGGAGUAUCUAAUGAUGUAACACAGAAUGGAUUUGGGGAUAUUGAUGGAAUACCUUCUAUGCCGUGGUUUGGGAUGGACAUUGGUGGGACACUUUCAAAGUUAGUAUAUUUUGAGCCAAAGGAUAUCACACCUGAUGAAGCUGAUGCAGAAGUUGAAGCAUUAAAGAAUAUCCGAAGAUAUCUCACUAAGAAUUCUGCUUAUGGGAAGACUGGGCACAGAGAUACCCAUUUGCAAAUGGAUAAUGUUAUCAUCAGGAGGAGGAAAGGAACCUUACAUUUCAUCAGAUUUCCAACCAGUGAAAUGGGCAAUUUCCUUGCCCUAGCAAAGGCAAAAGGCAUGGCAACCUUAGUUACAACAGUUUGCGCCACUGGUGGUGGUGCAUACAAAUUUGAAAAUAAUUUCCAUCAGGAGCUGAACAUGAAACUGGCAAAAUUUGAUGAGUUGGAUUCACUUAUUAAAGGCAUGCUUUACAUAGAAGCAAAUAAUCCUAAUGAAUGUUACUAUUGGGCAAACCCAACUGAUGAUGAAAAAUGUCAGAAACGCUUAUUUGAUUUCAGUGAUCCAUAUCCAUUCAUGAUAGUAAAUAUUGGAUCUGGAGUGAGUGUUCUGGCAGUUUAUGGGCCAGAUAAUUACAAGAGAGUAUCAGGAACAAGCUUAGGUGGUGGUACAUUCCUGGGACUUUGCUGCUUACUGACAGGCUGUAAUUCUUUUGAGGAAGCCAUUGAACUUGCAACUGGUGGAGACAACACACAAGUGGAUAAACUUGUGAGAGAUAUUUAUGGUGGAGAUUAUGACAGGUUUGGACUCCCUGGAGACCUUGUUGCUAGCAGUUUCGGUCAUAUGAACUCCAAAGAGAGGCGUGCUAAUGUGUCCAAACAGGAUCUAGCUCGAGCUACUCUGGUAACAAUAACAAAUAACAUUGGCUCCAUUGCUCGUAUGUGUGCAGUUAAUGAGAAGAUAGAUAAGGUAGUCUUUGUUGGCAAUUUCUUGAGGGUAAACCCUAUAUCUAUGAAAUUGCUAGCACAUGCUAUGGAUUACUGGUCAAAUGGGACUCUAAAAGCACUCUUUCUGGAGCAUGAGGGUUAUUUUGGUGCUGUUGGCUGCCUUCUGCAAUUUGACAACAAGAUCAGCUGAACAUUGUUUUCUGCUAGGCUAAAAGAAGCACAAGCAUUCCUGUGAUGUAUGGAGACUACACUCCCCCUAAAAUAUUCCAGAAACUUAGUCUUAAGUUAUAUAAAAUAUAUGUAAAUACCUGAUAUUAUAAUUGCCCGAGUGAUAUGGAGAAACUUGUUAUUCUCCUUUACUGCCAGAGUAUUGCAGCUUUGUAUAAUUAUUGCACAUACAAAAUGAACCACGCACUAUAUUUUUUCAGUGCUAAUGUACAUUCGAUAGUUAAAAAUUGGGGUUUUGUAGAACUAUAUUACCAAUACAAUAAUAACUGUCUUGUUUAUAGUUUUCAUUGCAGUUUAUUCUCAUUUCUGUAACAGUGUCCAGAGCACAUAACAAAAGCAUUUUCUGCAUUAUGAUUGUAGUUUUGUAUACCUUAUAAUACUGUACAAUGUCAGUGGAAUCCAUUGUUCGCAUAAUUGAACUCCUUAACUUCUCAUUUUGAGAAUAGAAACACCAGUUGUUGAUGGAAGUUACUACAAAUGAUAAGCAGUAUUUAUUUUAUCUAUGUGACUGUUAUUCAGUGAAUGCCACAUUAUUUUUAUGGGAGUUAGGGUAUUUAAAAUAUAUAUAUAUAUUGUGGUGAUACCAUAUUUCGAAAUAUUGUUGCUUUCAUGUAAUGACGCCGGUUCAUAUUGUUAUUGUACAGUAAUAGUGUUUUUACUUAGUGUGUUAUAAAUAUCUUGUACAACCUCCAACAUAAUUUCUCCGUUGUUUUUAUUCAAAGCCUCUUUUUUAAAAUUUUGAGACUUCGAAUGUGUACGUUGUAAAUGUCUGUUAAACUUUGUCCUAUUUAUUGAUUGUUUAUGGGAGAUGUAUUCAGCAUCAAAGUAUGCGUUAGAGUGUAACCCAAUAUAUUUGUAAAUAUUAUAUGGAAUAUGAAUGGUUUUGUUUAUAUUUUUAUGUAAAGUUUUGUAUAAAUCUUUUAUUGUUGAAAUAUAAUUUAUUGUUAUUUAAAA